Messenger RNA from Hordeum vulgare subsp. vulgare (domesticated barley), 2163 nucleotides. Its product is annotated as beta-amylase-like. The record is from RefSeq and is a predicted model, not a curated record. The transcript has 7 exons. Gene Ontology annotation, biological process: polysaccharide catabolic process. NCBI's taxonomy places the organism in Eukaryota, Viridiplantae, Streptophyta, Magnoliopsida, Poales, Poaceae. Gene Ontology annotation, molecular function: beta-amylase activity. The coding region runs from base 243 to 2015 and encodes 590 amino acids.
GAACGAAGAGGACGUCAACGAAAACCACAAGCACACACGCGCAGAACCACGGCUCACGCAGACCACACCUUGGUGGAUACCGGCAGGCAGGCUCCUCCCAUGGCUGCGCAUCACCAAAAAGGAACGAAUUCGUGUGUCACGCGGAUUCCAUGGCAACGGGGAAUGGCCACUUACAUAUACAGCGAUGCCGGUCGUAGCAGGAACAAGUACGGGAAGCUCAGAUAAAGAAAAUCAAGAACCGUAUGCACACCAUGCUCGCGACCACGCCGUCGUCGUCGAGGGUCAAGGUACAGCCAUGGGGGAGAAGAGCGACAUCACCUGCUCUUCUUCCACCGGCGGCCACCGGCCGGAUCCUCGUCGAUCCCGGGAGGACGCUUCCCUCCCCUCCUCCUCUACGAGCUGUCGCAUCCGAGAGUGCGCAGACCUCUCGUGCACCACAGCCACAGCCUCCGCCAUUGGAUGUGAACGAGGAGAAGAUGCUAGCCAACUACGUCCCGGUGUUCGUCAUGCUCCCCCUAGGUGCGAUCACCGCUGAGAACAAGGUGGAGGACGCGGAGUGUCUGAGGGCGCAGCUGCGGCGGCUGAGGGAGGCCGGCGUGGACGGCGUCAUGGCGGACGUGUGGUGGGGCAUCGUGGAGGGCGCCGGGCCGGCGCGGUACGAGUGGCGCGCGUACAGGGAGCUCUUCCGGCUGGCGCAGGAGGAAGGCCUGAAGCUGCAGGUCAUCAUGUCGUUCCACGCGUGCGGCGGCAACAUCGGCGACGCCGUGAACAUCCCGAUACCGGCGUGGGUCCGCGACGUCGGCGAGGCGGACCCGGACGUGUACUACACUAGCCCCGGCGGGGCCAGGAACCAGGAGUACCUCACCAUCGGUGUGGACGAUCGGCCCUUGUUCCACGGCAGAACCGCCAUCCAGCUCUACGCCGAUUUCAUGGAGAGCUUCAGAGAGAACAUGGCGGAUUUCUUGGAGUCCGGCCUGAUCGUGGACAUAGAGGUUGGGCUUGGCCCUGCCGGCGAGCUGAGGUACCCGUCCUACCCGGAGAGCCAGGGGUGGGCGUUCCCCGGCAUCGGGCAGUUCCAAUGCUACGACAAGUACCUAGAGGAGGAUUUCAGAGCGGCAGCGACGGAUGCCGGACACCCGGAGUGGGAGCUCCCUGACGACGCCGGGGAAUACAACGACGGCCCCGACGACACGCGGUUCUUCACGGCCGACGGCGCCGGCGCGACGUACCUCACCGAGAAGGGGAGGUUCUUCCUCGCAUGGUACUCCGGCAAGCUGAUCGAGCACGGCGACAGGAUAUUGGACGAAGCCAACAGGGUCUUCCUGGGCUGCACCGUCAAGCUCGCCGCAAAGGUGUCGGGGAUACACUGGUGGUACAGGCACCCGAGCCACGCCGCGGAGCUCACCGCCGGGUACUACAACCUGGACGGCCGGGACGGCUACCGGCCGAUUGCGCGCAUGCUGGCGCGGCACGACGGCGCCGUCCUCAACUUCACAUGCGCGGAGAUGCGGAACUCGGAGCAGGCCGAGGAGGCCAUGAGCGCCCCGGAGGAGCUCGUUCAGCAGGUGCUGAGCGCCGGGUGGAGAGAGGGGAUCGAUGUGGCGUGCGAGAACGCGCUGCCCAGGUACGACCGGCGGGCGUACAACCAGAUGCUGAAGAACGCGCGGCCCAACGGCGUCGACCUCGGCGGCGGCGUCCCGGCGCGCCGGGUCGCCGCGGUCACGUACCUCAGGCUCACGGACGAGCUCCUCGCCGGGAACAAGUACCGGGCCUUCAAGACGUUCGUCAGGAAAAUGCACGCCGAUCAGGAAUACUGUCCCGACCCAGCCCAGUACCACCGGCCCCUGAAGCCUCUGGAGCGGUCGAGGGCGGCGGUACCCAUGGACCGGCUGCUGGACGCGACGUCGCAGGAGGAGCCGUACCCGUUCGAUCCCGAGACGGACAUGAGCGUCGGCGGCGACCUCGCGGGGCUCAUCGACUGGGUGUUCGACAAGAUCGAAUGGAUAUUCAGUUGAAAAUGCUGCUCUUCUUGCCCCACCCCGGCAAAUCGGAUCGGUACACGCACGCUUGUCGUAACUAGGUCGUCUCUCACGAAAAAGAAUAAGCCGACACAUUCAUGGGAUAGUAAUAACAUUCAAGAGUAUAAUCGAAGGCGUUUACAUA